Messenger RNA from Pezoporus occidentalis (night parrot), 508 nucleotides. Its product is annotated as ragulator complex protein LAMTOR2-like. Lineage: Eukaryota; Metazoa; Chordata; Aves; Psittaciformes; Psittacidae. The record is from RefSeq and is a predicted model, not a curated record. Gene Ontology annotation, molecular function: guanyl-nucleotide exchange factor activity; molecular adaptor activity. Gene Ontology annotation, cellular component: Ragulator complex. Gene Ontology annotation, biological process: cellular response to amino acid stimulus; positive regulation of TOR signaling.
GCCAUGCUCCGCCCCAGGGCCCUGAUGCAGGUGAUGAGCCAGGCCAACACCAGUGGUAUCCAGAGUACGCUCCUCCUGAACAACGAGGGGUCCCUGCUUGCCUGCUCGGGCUAUGGGGACACUGAUGCCAGGGUCACCGUGGCUAUCGUCAGCAACGUCUGGAUGGCCUAUGACAAGAAUGGGCACCAGGCAUUCAUCGAGUUCAUCCUCAUGGACUGCAUGGAGGGGCGAGUGGCCAUCAUGUGGGUGGCAAACCUGCUGCUCUGCAUGUAUACGAAGGAGGCAGUUGGAUUUGGGAUGCUGAAGGUCAAGAUGCAGGCGCUGGUCCAGUACCUGGAGGAGACACUCAAGCAAGUGGCCACAUCCUGACUGCAGGAGCAGAGCUCGGAGGUGCCACCACUUGAAGGCUGGUGCCUUCAAAACCAUCAUCAAUCCCAGACCUUGGGGUAUCUUUACAAAUAAGGUGUGGGGAGCAAAAUAUCAAUGGGAGGAAUAAAAACGUCUUUGA